GGUCCAAUGCUGCUGUGGGCCAACAGGAGAGGGAAGGCUGGGUGGGGGCAGAACAGAAGGGAGAGGACAGCGGGGCAGACAUUCUCCCAACACCUGCACCUGGUCACUAGAUUCACACUCAAACAGCCUCAAACUCCCUUUUAAAGGAUCCGCGGACACAACAUCCUGCUCGCAUCACGGUGAUGGUCGCUGCCUUCCAGGCGUAAACUUUUGGAUAGAGUGGAACAAGCGUUCAGGGAUCAGCUGUGUGUUUUCCCCUUUUUCUUUUAAUGUUUCAUGGAAGAAAUGCAGUCGGUUCUGGCGACUGAUUAGACAGCGUUUUAUUUAUUUUUUCUUCUCUGGGGGAAUUUGCAAACCUAUCGGAUUGUUUUGUGCCUGCGCAGUGCUGCUGAGAGAGAUUUUUCCAAUCCAGCUCCGAGGCGCAAAACGCGGGGAAUGCAGCGGUAACAUCCCGCAAGUUUUGGAUCAGAGAGGCUCAGCGGCUGUCGAGACACUCAGAAAAUCAAAGAUUUAGAUCUCUGUGGGCUACCUGCAUGACUGUUACCAUGACAGCAUCUGGAGCCCAACUCCUCCUGUUAGCCUUGUGUGUUUACAGAGGCUCGGGCCUGCAGCAGUCUGCUCCCAGGGUUCGCCUCUCCUUCAAAGAACUGAUGGACACUCGGGCAGCACGGCCCUUCAGUUUCUCCUUCAACACCAGCGACUACCGCAUCCUCCUGAUGGAUCAGGAUCAGGGCCGUCUUUACCUGGGCAGCCGGGAAUACCUGGUGGCUCUGGACAUGCACAAUGUCAACAAGGAGCCACUCAUUAUCCACUGGCCAGCGUCUGCUAAGAGAAAGGGAGAAUGUCAGAUGACAGGAAAGGGAAGACAGGGAGAAUGUGCCAACUUUGUAAGGUUGAUAGAACCGUGGAACCGCACCCACCUCUACACCUGCGGAACGGGGGCGUACCAGCCCAUCUGCACAUUCAUCAACAGAGGCUGGAGGGCAGAGGACUACCUGUUUAGGCUGGUCCCUGGGUAUGUGGAUUCAGGGAAGGGAAAAUGUUCCUAUGAUCCCACACAGGAGAACAUUGCGGUUCUAAUCAAUGGUAACCUAUAUGCGGGGGUCCACAUUGACUUCAUGAGUACAGAUGCUGCUCUGUUUAGGACCAUGGGAGGGAGAACAGCAAUCAGGACAGAGCAGUAUGACUCCAGGUGGCUCAACGAGCCUGUGUUUGUUCAGAUCCAGCAGAUCCCUGACAGUGCAGAAAGGAACGACGACAAACUUUACUUCUUUUUCCGUGAGAAGAGUCUCGACUCAAGCGGUGGGGCGAGCCCCAGCGUUUUAGCUAGGGUGGGAAGAGUGUGUCUGAAUGAUGAAGGAGGGCAGAAGUCCCUGGUGAACCGCUGGACGACGUUCCUGAAGGCUCGUCUUAUCUGCUCAGUGAUAGGAGAAGAUGGAGUGGAGACACGGUUUGAUGAACUACGGGAUGUGUUUAUUCAACCCACACAGGAUGAACGAAACCCUAUGGUGUAUGCUCUCUUCACCACAGCGGGCUCUGUGUUCAAGGGCUCAGCAGUCUGCGUCUACUCAAUGGCUGAUAUCCGCAACGUUUUCAAUGGGCCGUUUGCCCACAAACAUGGUCAUAAUUACCAGUGGACAGAGUACACUGGCAAGAUCCCCUACCCAAGGCCUGGAACAUGUCCAGGAGGAACCUUCACCCCUGGCAUCCGCUCCUCCAAGAACUUCUCAGAUGAGGCUGUGGAUUUCAUCAGAGCCCAUCCCCUCAUGUUCCAUCCCGUUUAUCCUAUCCACCGCCGCCCCCUGGUGGUGAGAACCGGCGUGGACUACCGCUUCACUGCCCUGGUGGUGGAUCAGGUGGAUGCUGUGGAUGGACGCUACGAGGUGCUCUUCUUGGGGACAGAUCGAGGCACUGUGCAAAAAGUUAUUGUUUUGCCCAAGGACCCGAUCAGCAUGGAGGAACUCACUCUAGAGGAAGUGGAGGUUUUUCGGACCAGGGCUCCUGUCAAAACAAUGAAGAUAUCUUCUAAAAGACAACAGCUGUACGUGUCAUCGGACGCGGGCCUGACCCAGGUGUCGCUGCACCGCUGUGGUGUGUAUGGCAGGGCCUGCUCUGACUGCUGUCUGGCCCGGGACCCCUACUGUGCCUGGGAUGGAGAGAGCUGCUCUGCCUUCACCCCCUCCACCAAGAGGAGGAGCAGAAGACAGGACGUUAAACAUGGUGACCCACUGAGGCAGUGCAGAGGCUUCAAUGCCAAAGUGGAGAAACGUCUAAGAGAAACAGUGCAGUUUGGGGUGGAGGGCAGCAGUACCUUCUUAGAGUGCCAGCCUCGCUCUCCUCAGGCCACCGUCAAGUGGCUUUUCCAGAGGGAAGGAAAGAGGAAAGUGCUCAACCGUGUGGGAGGUCUCCUGAAGACCAACCACGGCAUCCUCCUGAAGUCUCUCAACCAAUCAGACGCGGGUCUCUACCACUGCCUCGCCACCGAGAACAACUUUAAACACACAGUGGCCCGCGUGGCGCUGCGCAUCCUGGAUCGAGACAUCGUUUUAGCUCUCACUGCUCAAGAUGAGGACGAAGAGCCAAAAACUCGCCAAGCGGGAACGUAUCCACAGUCAUCCCUCGUCUCCACGCCUUUCCCGCCUGAGAUUAGACUGAUUAAUCAGUACUGCCAGUCCUACUGGGAACAGCUUAGUCCCAAACAGCAGCAGCAGCGCAAGCGAACCAGCCGCAGACACACAGAGAGCCAGGACCAAGGCCUCGGCUAGAGGACGGGGCUGACGCUGUCCAACACUGGCCUGUCUGGACUUUAUGGUGGACUUUUAUGUUUGACAUGCAUGUUUUGGUGUUACCUCCAUUCAUUAGGCUGGUGAUGCUGUCAUGCUGUCGUUAAAGAACUAUAUUGGUGGUUUUGCAGGUGUCAGCCUAAACACAGAUUUUGUAUGUUUUACAUUACUGAUGACCACUUUUCAAAGAAUACUGUAUGUUUCAUUCGGGUAUCGGUUCAUGUUAGUUUGACAAUCAAAUCAACUCACAGACUUGAUAUUUGAUUGCAUAUCAUAGGGAUUGUUUUAAAACUUUUUCUUGUUGGUACAUUCAGGUGACUGUAGGAAAUCCCAGCGUCAGUGACUUGAGAAUCACUGUGGAAGAUCAACAUUUUUAGUGCAAGAAACCAAAAAAAAAAAAAAAAACACACUUUUUCACAAUGUCCAUGUUUGCUUAUUAUUUUUCUUUUAAAUUGAUCCCAUGACAAAAUAAAAGUUUCUGCCACUGAUCAUUAAUUGCCAGAUGUUGGAUGGUCCUUGAAAGCACCACAAAGGAAGAGUUUGCAAAACACAACUGGAUUACCAACUGUAAUGUUACUGUGACAAAGGAAAAAAAAAAAAAAA
Messenger RNA from Seriola dumerili (greater amberjack), 3386 nucleotides. Its product is annotated as semaphorin-3F-like. The record is from RefSeq and is a predicted model, not a curated record. Gene Ontology annotation, molecular function: chemorepellent activity; semaphorin receptor binding. The transcript has 18 exons. NCBI's taxonomy places the organism in Eukaryota, Metazoa, Chordata, Actinopteri, Carangiformes, Carangidae. Gene Ontology annotation, biological process: neural crest cell migration; negative regulation of axon extension involved in axon guidance; negative chemotaxis. Bases 534 to 2765 code for a protein of 743 amino acids.